UUUGGCAACGUUCGCAGAAUGGCAGCACCGGCUGUAUUAUCGAAUUCCUCAGUUGAGAUGCUGGAAUCUUCCCUCCCGGAACUCAGCCAAGUUUCGCUCAAUGAUGUCUCAGUGACCGCUUCACCCAGCAGUGUCAAAAACCAUCCUCCGAAGGCAACAGAAGAAACACAGGAGUCCGAAGCAGAGAUGUUCCGAUCCAAAGCAUCCCCUUCCUCAGGGCUGUGGACCACCAAGCGUGAUGGGGAAGUCAAGCUAAGAAUGGACGACAGCGGUAUCGGUUGCGAACCACCCAUCAGGAUUCACGAACUUCUCCAACAGGCCGUCCAGAAAUAUGGGGACCUGAACGCGCUGGCAAUGAAGAAGGAGGGGAAGUGGACCAAGCUGACUUUCAAGGAGUAUUACGCGCAGUGCCGGCAGGCGGCCAAGAGCUUCAUCAAGCUGGGUUUGGAGCGUUUCCAUGGCGUGUGCAUUCUGGGAUUCAACUCUGUCGAGUGGUUCCUGGCCGACAUCGGAGCGAUUCUUGCUGGUGGUUUUGCUGUUGGGAUCUACACUACCAACUCCCCCGAGGCCUGCCAGUACGUGGCGGAGAACUGUGGGGCCAACAUCAUCGUGGUGGAGAAUGACAAACAGCUCCAGAAGAUCUUGGAGGUCCAAAAGAAACUCCCUCUUGUGAAAGCAAUCAUCCAGUACGGUGAACCUAUAAAGGAGAAGCUACCAAAUCUCUACAAUUGGAGUGAAUUUAUGACUCUUGGCGAUGCUGUCCCGGAUGAACAGUUAGAUAAAAUAAUCGAGGCCCAGAAGCCGAAUCAGUGCUGCACCCUAAUCUACACCUCGGGGACGACGGGCCAGCCGAAGGGAGUUAUGCUCAGCCACGACAAUAUAACAUGGACCGCACGCGCAGGGGGGGAGUUUGUCGGCCUGACUUGUGGUCUUGAGCGCCAGGAACUGGUGGUCAGCUACCUCCCCCUCAGCCAUGUUGCCGCACAAAUGAUUGACAUCUGGCUACCAUUAACCUUUGGGAUACAGACCUUCUUUGCCCAGCCAGAUGCUCUAAAGGGCAGCUUGGUGGAAACCCUGAAGGAGGUGAGGCCGACAGCAUUCAUGGGGGUCCCUCGUGUCUGGGAGAAGAUGCAGGAGAAGAUGAAAGCGGUGGGCUCCAAGUCGUCGGCCUUGAAGAAGAGGAUUGCAGUCUGGGCAAAGGCAGUUGGGCUGGAAACCAACAUCAAGCGGAUGAAUGGAUCUACUGAGGUCCCAGUGAACUACCGCUUGGCCAAGGCGCUAGUAUACAAGAAAGUUCGGAAGGCGCUGGGCUUAGAUCACUGCACCAAAUGCUUCACGGGGGCUGCCCCCAUCACAAAGGAGACGUUGGAAUACUUCCUGAGCCUCGAUAUUCCAGUCUAUGAGCUCUACGGCAUGAGUGAAAGUUCAGGGCCUCACUCACUCUCUCAUGCGGGCAUAUACAAGCUGACUAGUUGCGGCAAAGAAAUCACAGGUUGCAAGACAAUGAUUUUCAAACCGGACUCUGACGGCAAUGGGGAAGUCUGCUUUGCAGGCCGCCACGUCUUCAUGGGCUACCUGAACAUGGAAGAGAAGACCAAAGAAGCGAUUGAUAACGACGGCUGGUUGCAUUCAGGGGAUCUUGGGAAACAUGAUCCAGAUGGCUUCCUCUAUAUUACGGGGAGAAUCAAAGAGCUCAUCAUCACUGCAGGAGGCGAGAACAUCCCACCAGUCCCUAUUGAGGACGCCGUCAAAGAGGCCGUGCCCAUUCUGAGCAACGUGAUGCUUGUGGGCGACAAGGCAAAGUUCCUCAGUAUGCUUUUGACUCUGAAGUGCAACGUGAACAGCGAAACGGGGGAUCCGGAGGAUGACCUGACUCCCGAUGCCAUUGAAUUUUGCCGCAAACUGGGCAGCAAAGCCUCCAAAGUCUCACAGAUUAUCACAAGCAAAGAUCCAGCUGUGUAUUCUGCCAUCCAGAAGGGGAUCACGGCGGUCAAUGACAGAGCUGUCUCCAAUGCCCAGAAAAUCCAGAAGUGGGUGAUCCUCGACAAAGACUUCUCCAUCAACAGCGGGGAGUUGGGUCCCACGAUGAAGCUGAAGAGACCGGUGGUCGUCAAAAUGUACAAACAACAAAUAGACCAGUUAUAUGCUGCGGAAACACCGGAUGCUAAAUAACCGUUGAACAAGCGCAUACCUCCAGCCUGCCUCUAUUAGAAGUCUAGUCCUUCAGUUCCCUCCCUCACCGCUGUCCUUUGGUGAAUGUCACCCUGUUUUUUGACAUGGACUCAUCUCAUUUUUUGGUGCGGAACGAGAAAACACACUGUUUCCUCAAUGUUUCGAAAAACGAGGUUUCAAUAAAGGCAGCUCACUGACCCAUGGCCGCUUCGGAAGUCUCCAGUUGCGAAAUGUUAAUUCCCUUAGUGGCUGAUCUGUUUUGCCCCUGAUCCAUCGGGACACCUCUCUCUUGGCAAGCGGCUUUAUUCCAGCUACUAUGUGGCAACUCACUUGAGUCCCACCCUCCAAAGUCUGUUGUCCCCUCUCUAAAUGAAUGUACAGAGAACUCUGUUCUCUGCAUACGGUUACUUGAGCAUCGUUUUA
Messenger RNA from Eublepharis macularius, 2595 nucleotides. It is a transcript of the gene ACSBG2, whose product is annotated as acyl-CoA synthetase bubblegum family member 2. Lineage: Eukaryota; Metazoa; Chordata; Lepidosauria; Squamata; Eublepharidae. Gene Ontology annotation, cellular component: endoplasmic reticulum; membrane. The record is from RefSeq and is a predicted model, not a curated record. The transcript has 15 exons. Bases 19 to 2172 code for a protein of 717 amino acids. Gene Ontology annotation, molecular function: long-chain fatty acid-CoA ligase activity.